Rhipicephalus microplus (southern cattle tick) is the source of this 7546-nucleotide messenger RNA. RefSeq names its product protein axin (gene Axn). Gene Ontology annotation, biological process: positive regulation of protein kinase activity; cell development; negative regulation of canonical Wnt signaling pathway. Lineage: Eukaryota; Metazoa; Arthropoda; Arachnida; Ixodida; Ixodidae. Gene Ontology annotation, molecular function: protein kinase binding; ubiquitin protein ligase binding; beta-catenin binding. The record is from RefSeq and is a predicted model, not a curated record. Gene Ontology annotation, cellular component: nucleus; plasma membrane; beta-catenin destruction complex.
UGGUGGAGUAUGGCGCCGUCGUGGACAUGUGCGGCGAUGGUGGGGGACGGAAUUCGCAGUGCGGGAUUCGACGUUGAAGUUUAGUGAUUGUGGUUACGGCUCGUUCUCGAGGUUCGGGCGGUGUUUGCCGAAGACGACUACGCAAGCGGUUGGGAUCGUCACGACGCACCGUGCCCGUGCUGGCGUGCGCAAGCGCUAGGCCUAGCACUCGUUUUCGCUUCUGUUUUUUUUUCAUCUCUUCGGCCCGUCUAGCGAGAGCUUGAGCAACGAACACCGAUCCGCACCAUGGGGCAGGCGGACUUCCUUCAGAGGCGGCGGGGAGGCGGGCGUUGGCGGUGGAGUGGGGCGCCCGUCUGAGGAAGGAUGGAGGAUGGCGACCCCGGAGGUCGCCACCCCGCGGAAGGCGCGGACAGCCGGUACCACCGCGAGGGCUCGCCACGGCCGCCAUGGGACCCCGGAAAGGGGUUUCCGGAGGAAAUGGGUUACUCUUCCUCCGUCGGUCGCGGUUCCAGCUGCGGAUUGGCCUCUACGGCGUCCGACAGCGGCCGGGCGGCGGCGGGUUCCUCGACGGCGACCGGGGGACCGCUCCGUUGGGCACAGGACCUACGAAGCCUGCUGGUUGAUCUGGAGGGCCUGCGCCUCUUCGAGCAGUUCCUCGAACAGGAAGGGGCCGAGAAACACGGACUGUACUUCUGGUUUGCCUGCAAUGGCCUUCGCUCCUGCCCCGAGCCAUCUGUCCAGUUGCAGUACAUGAAGAGCAUCUACAAGCACUACAUCCGCAACAACAUGGUGGAGGUGUCGCCCCCGCUCAAGGACAAGAUCACCGAGCACGUCAAGCGGCUCGUCGUGGACGUCUCGCUCUUCGACCAGGCGCAGCGGGAGUUCGAGCAAUUCCUGCAGCGCUCGGCCUACCCCAAGUUCCUCCAGUCGGACCUCUACGUCGAGCACGUCAACAAGUGCCACGCGCUCGCGAGGGCCGCCUCCGAAGAGGCCUCUGCAGUGGCGGCGUCGGAGGGCACACCGUCUCGGGGAGACGACGGACAGAAUUCUGGUGGCAGCAGCGAAGAGUUGAGUGUGGCAGCCGAUGCCCCUGGUGCGGCGGUGGCAGAUACGGGGUCGGGCGAGGAUGACAGUUCGCCACCGCCAGUGCUGCCUCCGUUGGGCCUCGAGAUCUUGCCGACGGUGAAGGAGGACGAAGAGCUUUCGGCGGGUGCGUCGCCGGCACCACUGACGCGGCGCAACGUGCGCAAGCUUUACCGGUACGGCGAGCAGCUUCCUCGACUCGUCACUCGCCUGGCGUCGGAAGCAACGUCGGCAAUCCGGCCCAAGUCAAGCGGAGCAGCCGGGGGCAGCUCAUCGUCACUGGGCGUGCCGCACCCAUACCACGUGAACAACUCGUCCUUCGUGCCGCCCUCGGCACAGGACAGCGAGUUGCACAGCCUGUCGUCCGGCGCUUACACAGACGACACUGGCACCGACGUGGACAGCGUGCCUCCGGCCACUGUCCCGUGCUCUGCAUCCGCCGUCAAGGAGAGCCUCAUCCAACGCGCCACGCACCGCAUGUCGAUCCGCAAAAACGCCAACAUCAACCGAGACUCACUGGGCGAAAACGUCCUCAUUCCGCGCACGCAGAUGGAGCACCCGUACAGCCUGGCGGAAAAGAACCCGGAGAAGUUUGCCACUUCCAUCAUCGAGAAGCUGCACGCGGUGAAGAAGCAGCUGGACUGCGGAGAACGGCUGGAGCGCUUCCACCGGGCGCAGGCCGAGGACUUCCCCGCGGCGCCCCCUCGGGGACCUCCCCUGGCCGGUGCCGUCGUGGCGGCGCCCUCUGCCUCGGCCGGCGGAGGCGCUCCGGUUCAGGGCUCCGGUGUACCCCUGGGACCUGCACCCGCCAACCCGGGCUUCUGCGAGCGUCUGCUGGGCAUUCCGGCAGAUGAGGUCAGCUCGCAGAGCAUUCUGGACGAGCACGUGUCGCGAGUCUUCGACUCACCCCUCUCCCACACGCCUCCAAGGGCACCCUCGCCACGGCACCGCUUCGGGCCAGCCGUACCGUCGCCGUACGCAGUCCUGGGUCACCAGCACUGGCACAAGAAGGAACGAGACGCCUGCUCCAGCGACAGUGGCGCGGUGCGGGAUUUUUCACCCGAUGACGAUGCAGUCCAUGGCAGCCGGAGGAGAGCCCAGGGAGGCUGCGCAGCAUCCGGCAGCAGUGCUACUUCCAGGCGGACAUUUCGGAGUGGCCCGCAGCCAUCGGACAGCGGUGUCGACAGCGGGGCCAGUGCUGUGUGCGAGCAGCUGCCGGUCAAUCAGGGCGCGACGGAGCGGGUGAACAACUGGAUUCUGAACCACAAGGUUCCCGGCUAUCCGCUCGGGCCUCCGGAUCCGGAGAGGGACUCCUCGAGGAGCCACAAGAAGUCCACCACUUCUGGCACCUCGUCGCGUUCCAAGCAGAACUCCGUCAACACUGCCCGGAGCCGGUCGUGCGGAGUGGCUCCCGGCUGCGGCUCCGUCCCGGGCUCCGGCUGGGGAUCUCAAGAGUCUGGGGGCUUGCCGUUGACGCAGCAGCCGCUGGACACGAUGACGCAGCUCGUCGAGGCUCGCCGGAGGCUGGAGGUGAACUACAGCGGAAGCCAGCAAAUGGCGAAAACCAAGAAGUGGCCAAAGGCGAUGGUACGAGCUCCUCUUCCGGGUGUGCAGCAAGGCUUCGUCGGUGGGGCAGGUCCCCAGGUUGCACCGGGUGGUGGGUUGUACCCCGCCCCCAUGCAGCUUCAGGCUCCGCCCUCACCUUCCACGGAGAUGACUGUGAUUGGCUAUUGCUACUCUGGGGAAACUGUGCCGUACCGAACGAAGCUUGCCGGCCGAGAUAUCACGCUACGUCAGUUCAAGUCUCUCAUUAGCAAGAAAGGCAACUACAGAUACUUCUUCCGGCGUUCUUGCCAGGAAUUCGGAACAGACGUAGUGUCUGAAGAGAUCUCCGACGACAACGAAGUCCUGCCUCUCUGGGAGGGCAAAAUAUUUGCUAUGGUCGAGCCAGUUGACUGAAGGAACAAAGAAAUGAAAUGGCCAGACUCUGUCGUCCCAUCCCCAUUGUCCGCUGGUGCCCUGUGUGUAGCCAACCCCCAUCUACGAGAUACUCUAUUUUUUUCCCCAGUUCUUGAAGACAACACACCUCUACCAACAGCGGUGCAGUUAAGAUCUCAAGAGCAUUGUCCAACGCUGCUUUUUGCAAGUCAUGCUGCGGCUGCCAUAUUUUGUUUUGUGAAACGUGCGACAGUCUUCGAGCGGUUUCCACGCUGCUGUCUGGGGCUGUCGGAAUGGCCAUGCGACCAUCGAUCCUUUCCUUCUUUCUGACUCCUGGUGGUGGUUAUCGUCGAUGGCGACGUCGUGGUGCUGUUAUUGUGUCAAGAUUCUGUGUGCUAGCUCCCAGCCCUACCGGGGCCACAGCCAGGGGCGCCUGACACGAUGUCAACAAACAACAGCGUGUCCCCUGAUGCGAUUCAGAAGUCGACCUGGUGUGUGCAGUGUUCGGUGCGUUUCAUGUUUGUGUCGUCGAAACGGUGACCGCCUUCGUUUGGAGCUGGGAAAGUCUUCGCAAGGAGCCAACAGCGUCUCUGCUGUGUCGCAGUCGUUAUGCGACGCCGAGUGCGUGAGGUGGCUGGUUGUUGGAAUAAGGUAGCUCUCCUCCCCUCCACCCUCCUUUUUUUUUUAUUAUUUCGGUGCUUUUAAUAAUGUUUUAGAACAUUGUUAUUAGUGUUUCACCAACUGGCCAAAGCGGUGCCUUCCCCACCCGUUGAAUACAUCGAACGCUUUAGUUUCCCACCGACAGCUCUUCUUUGAGCGAGUUAUUUUUGAGUGUGUGUGUGUGUGUGUCUGCAUGUGUGACGAACAAAAACUCGAUCAAGUGUUCGACAGUUACCCAGUCUAUUUGUAGAGAACGUGUAAAAUGUUUUUUUUUUUUCUUCUCGUGGUACUUUGAAUGUGCGUUUUAUGUGUGUGUGUGUGUCAAGGCUGGAAGUCUUUGACAAUGGUCCAUUAGUGCCUCACAGUUCACUUCAGCAUACCGUGUUCAGUUUACUAUUGCACCUGGGUUGCAAGGAAACGCGGUUUCUUGUGAAUGCCCACCGUAGGGAGCUUUGCUGGUUCAACUGUUGAGCUACAGCGCGAUUUGUGGUUACAUCUACCUGAGCUUUGUACUUCUGGUUUCAUUCAUUCUUCUAAAUUCACUCACAGCAUUUUAGUUGCCAGAGUUCAAUCGUAGUUUCAUGAUUACCAAUCUUCAGUGAAAUUGCAUGCAUAAUAGUUGUAGCUAAUUGUUGCAUUUACGGUGGGGUGCCAUCGCUGAAUUGAUCAGCUGGCAUAUUUUGAAAGCCGUCCAAAGCCCCAGUGCAAGAUAAAAGUUUUUAGAUGAAAUGCGUUUUUGGCCUCGCUCCCGUGUUGGUUCCUACAUCGAUCUUGCAGUGUAAAGUACUACUGCCAGAGAUUCCUUAUCGAGGUUCUUAAGAAUUGUAAAAACGGGGCAAGGAGGAGCAAUAUUAUGAGUGGCCAUAUUGGUACAAACAGAUUAGUUAUUACUUUGGGCUGCUCUUACCUUGAUUCGAUGUUUACAUGGAUAGAAAGAAAAUCUGUAAUGCUGCUUCUCUAGGUUGUUUAAUCAAUGUACUUGUAAAUGAAUAGGGUAUUUUAUUCAUCUGAAAUAGUUUCAGAUGGAAAGUUGCAAGUUCUACAUAUUUUUAUUUUUUUGCAUGGAAAAGCAUGACCUAUAAAAAAUGUCACUUCAUCUAUGCAAAGGUGGCACGACAGGCUAGAAAAGUAGCAACGCAUUUAUCGUAGGUUGGAGGUAUGCACAUGGUCUGAUGACGAAAUAUUCCCAGUUCGAUUUCUGCACGAUGCCGUGAUUAGGAAUAAGUGGCAGCAAAUGUGCACGUUGCCUAGUGAACCGGUGCUUCUAUCCAGCAGCGCUGCCUCCGGAAGCGUUACAUUUUUUGGAACAAUGGUUGCCAGAUAAAACUUUCUGGUCAGGUUAUGUCAAUUCUUGGGGAGAUUCUAAGUGACCUUGAUAAUGUAAUUUAUGAAAACUAUAACCGACAUGCUACAUAGUGUUCUGGACUUGCAAGUUAGGCAACUUUAAAAUUGCAGUUAUUUAGAAAAAGUUUGACACAUGUCGAGUUCGUGGUUUCUCGAUUAGCAUGCCGAGUGAUUAGCUUACUCUCCUGGGAGAGUUGUGCGCUUUUCAAAGUCCGUGUCGUGCAAGUGUAUUUGUUAUCCGGGCAAGUUGUUUGCAUUUUCGUUUCUUGAAAAAUUUGUGCGUACGCAAGAUGCAUUGCAGUUGUGCAACUGAAGUAUGUUGUGGGCAGUUCAAUCGUCACUGUAAUCCCAAACUUUGUGGUCGCUGCAGUUUUACCCUUGUAAUUCACUGACAAUGAAUGCUCACGGCGUUUAGGAUUGGCUGCUCAGUGGACGGGCGUUUUUUGUGCACAGGCCUGUAGACUGAAAGACCCAGGUAUGAACCGUUGUGUUCUUUUCUAUUUAUACAUCAAAUCCAUGUUCCUCUCCCAGCGUCCAUGUCUGUGAAACUUGGUCGCAAAACUUUGCCGUGUCGGUGACGUGACAACGCAAUGCCAAAUGAAAUGUUGUGCUUCCAGGGGACUUCACGAACUCUGUCAUUGCUUCAUUACUUACCACGGUUGUGCUUUUACUGUAAUCGCGUGCCUGCUUUGCGUGCGUGUUUGCAUGUGUGUCUGUUGGAACGUGUUGGGUUAACCCAAAUCCGGUUGUACGUUAUGCAAGUGUGUGCCUCUAACCAUCUUGUUUUUGUUAGUCGUAGGUGCGUCGAGAGGGAAUUUUGUUGGUUUUACUUGGAGUGAUGUUGCCAAAACAAGAGAACAAGAUGCUCUGCAUUGAUUGUUUUUAAAAGUGAUUUGUCGAAUAGCACUGCUCUCAGGCAGCACUUGGGGUUGCCAGAGAAAACGAACGGAGGUUUGCAGGGUACUAACUAUGCAAGUUGCCCCUUGGAUGUGCCAUUGCAUGAUUGUGUGCCUCUUUUCCUUUUUUUUAUUUUUUUUCAUCAUUUUUUUUCAGCCUGUUGCUUGCAGCUAACAGUCGUUGUCCAAAGUUUUGCUAUUACCCGGCAAAUUGGGAGUUGUGUUGUUUGGAAGGGCGGGAAUCGGUGGUGUCACCUUGCAGUGUUGUGUAGGACUGAAAUUAGUUUGACGAGACGAGUUGUGUGACGAACAAUGCGCAAAUAUUUCGACCGUGACUGCACUUUUAUUGUUUGUGUGCUUUGCUCCAGAUUUUCUAGUUGUGAUUCCCCAAGUGCAACUGUCUCCUUGUGCGACUUUAUUUUGUAGGUCUUUAACGUCGUUUCUGUGAAGCUCUGUGCGGCACGUGGUGCUGGUGAUCGUCUCUUACCGACAUCCACGUCGUAAAUUAUUCACUCUUUUUUUUUUGUUACUGCUUCGCAUCUAGCGUGUCAGUACGAAUACAAUGAAAUAAUAUUAUGCCUGGUUUCUCUAAUAUAAGUACCUCUUGAAAUUCUUUUAUGGAUCAUUUUUGGCUCCGUUUCGGUGCGAAUUAUAAGUACAACACGUGCAGCAGCAGGAUGUGGCAGGAUUUUACGCUUUUAUUUUAACCACUCAAAUGCGUGUUGUGGUACAGGGUGGUUACAAGUGUUCUCUUGUUGGUACGUAGGCUUUUUAAAUUGCAUCGCAGCUAUUGCCGCAGUCGUAGCCAUGUGCAUUGUCGUUGCCGAGCGCUCUCGUGCCUUUCCAGAAAGCGUGCUUCUCUGCAAAUAUAGUUUUUAGGAAAAAAUGUAAAAAGGAAAGGUUCAACGGACAACAAAGCUAUGCAUCAAUCGUCCAAGUCUCUGAAAAAGAAAAGCUUCAACUGGCAACAAAGCUAUACAUCGGUGAACGAAGUCUCUGGAACUUCGAAGUCUUUUUUUUUUCUUUAAUUGCUUUCAAUAGCUAAAUUGAGCCGUCCUAUUAGUGCUUGAGACAUGGUCAGUAUCAUCAAGUCGGCUGCUUGAAAGCCUUCUUUUGUACAGUUGUUUACACACAAAAAAAACUUUCCUAUGCAGGGUGUGAGAAAAAAAAAGCUUGUACUCUGCUAAUGAUGGCAUUGCUUGUUUUGGACAACUCUCACGAUUUUGGGUGAAUGUGCAAGCGUACAAAAACUUGUUUCGAAAAACUGUUUUGCAGAAAAUUGCGGUUGCAGUGAUACAUUUGUGGAGUCGUGCAAUUUCUUUUUUGAGGCAGUGCUCGGCCAUAUGUCUCGGUGCUGCCCGAGUGGCAUUAAGCGCAGAAACGUCCAGUGGCAGCAGACAACUUCGUUUUUGCAUUUGACUAGGCCACCGAGCCGCCCAGUGCCUGCCUUGCUUCGUACAAGCACUACUGCCUUGUCAGCACGCUUCUGCAGGACAUCAGUUGCUUAUUUUCCCGUUCCUCUGGAUGCGAGGGCAGCAGUGGCGAACCUCCGUCUUGUCACUUAUUACGCAACCGACCGGAGUCCUGUCUUCUUGUAAAUAAAAGUUUCAACAUUACGGGUUUUC